CCCCGCUCUCGCGCAGAACGUCCCGAGUUUCGGAAGUGAAUUCGAAUUCAAAACCGAGUUCACACACGCGUACACACAGAUACACGCACGCGCGUCUCCGGGGACAUUAGUAUUUGCUCCGCCGUGUCUCAUGUGUCGGAUAUGGAUCCGGUUCGUGGUCAGUGCUGUAGGUGUGCUGCUCUUCCCAGGUGUGUAUCACAUCUGGGCGAUCGAGGUGUUCACACCCAAAGAGCUAACGGCGGUUAACGGGACGGAAGUGCGGCUCAAGUGCACCUUCACAUCCAGCGAAGCGGUCUCAGAGAAAACCCUCUCCAUCUCCUGGAGCUUCAAACCGCUCGGCCCUGGUCGGGAGGAACAGUUUUUCUACUAUCAGGAAAAGCCUUAUCCGCCUACUCAAGGUCAGUUUGAAGGUCGUGCGGCAUGGUCUGGGAACAUCCUGAAGAACGACGCCUCCAUCACGCUGAACGACGUGCAGUUCAACUUUAACGGGACCUACACCUGCCUGGUGCGCAAUCCCCCCGACGUGCACGGCUUCACCGGCGAGAUCCGCCUCGAGGUGGUUCAGUCAGUGAAGCUCUCCGAGAUGGAGAUCCUGGCGGCGGCGGUGGGCGGAGGCAUCGCGCUGGUCCUCAUCAUCCUCACCAUCGUCCUCUCCGUGCGCUACUUCCGAGGUCGCCAAGGAGACGCAGGCAUAGAGCUGCAAGACGCGAAGCGGGCGAGCGUAUGCGCUCAAGCGGAGUUCAUGCCAAUAAACAUGGUGGAGAAAGUUCCAGAAAAAGAGAUACUCCAAGACGAUCUAGAAAAGACCAAACUACACGAAGAGGACGCGGGUAAAGAAUUCGACGCUAGCUUAAAACCAGGCAGAGACGACUAAGGUCACUAACGAAUGCUUGUUUCCGUAUGUAUCAUUUAACAAUCAUUGUUUUGUUUUGUUUUUGUUUUCUUUUAGCAGUCGAUGUAUAUUUUCAGUCUCAUACUAACGAUACUGCCUAAGAAUUUAUCAAACUGAACUAAACCCAGCCAGAACAUGACUACAAUGCGAUCGAGUAAACACAAACAGGAUGCUAGAUGCUAAUAUUGAAGGCUACUUUUUGAGGUUUAACGCAAGCUAGAAGGGACAACCGACAACAUGUUUGUUAAGAUGCAAACGCAAUGACUGAUACGGUUGAAAAAAACCUUGAAAACGGUACAAAAUGCAAAGACUUUAGCAGAGAAGCCUUCACUAAAAUAACCCAAAUCAUUUCUUUGGAAAGGCUGAAAAUUCAAAACCUUGCAAGUUUACACUAAUAUGAAACUUAUAAGAAAUGUUACUUAUAAGUUGAAUAUUAUACAACAUUUUAUUUUUUUUUGUUUUAUUGAAUCGCUAAAAACUGCCAACUAAUCAAAGAGCUUCUUUUUUUUAUAUAAACAUGUGUGUAUCAAAAACUUUAAAACACUAGGUGUUUCCACACGUUUCACAGCCACUUUGAUAUAAAUAAAAUUAAACCUAUUUAUAAAUAAAUUGUGAACGAGGUUCGUGUUUUACACCGACUGCAUUGUAUCCAUUUAGUUUGCCACAUUUUUUUUUAAUAUAUAAAUGUUUCAAAAAAUUAAUGAACUAAUUAUUUUGUAUUCAAAAAUUUAAAGUAAGAAAGCAUUGCUGUGUCUUUGCUGACUGUUAUUCAUUUUAGUGCUGUUUGUCUAUUUUUUAUGGAUAGUUUUAAAUAUUAUUUCACAUUUUAAAAAAUUGCUAAGCAUUUACUUUGUAAUGUUUUUUUUGUUUUUGUAAUUGUUACGCAUUUAGUUUGAACUGUAAUGUUGUUCUUUAGUUUGUAAUAUUUCUAUAUUGACUGUGUUUUAUAAAAGACUAUAUAUAUAUAUAAACAGAUGGUUUACAGAUGAUUUUAAGAUGAAUAAAUAUUUGUGUGAAAAUA
Messenger RNA from Silurus meridionalis, 1913 nucleotides. RefSeq names its product myelin protein zero-like 2b (gene mpzl2b). Gene Ontology annotation, cellular component: membrane. The coding region runs from base 131 to 874 and encodes 247 amino acids. The record is from RefSeq and is a predicted model, not a curated record. Gene Ontology annotation, biological process: cell-cell adhesion. NCBI's taxonomy places the organism in Eukaryota, Metazoa, Chordata, Actinopteri, Siluriformes, Siluridae. The transcript is spliced from 5 exons.